Strongyloides ratti is the source of this 447-nucleotide messenger RNA. RefSeq lists its product as hypothetical. Bases 1 to 447 code for a protein of 148 amino acids. The record is from RefSeq and is a predicted model, not a curated record. The transcript is spliced from 2 exons. Lineage: Eukaryota; Metazoa; Nematoda; Chromadorea; Rhabditida; Strongyloididae.
AUGUCUAAAAAAAAGUUUUUUUCUAAAAUUGCUAAAUUUCUUAAAAAAGAAAAUGAUAGUAAAAAAUUGGAAAAACUUAGAGUUGCAAGACAUAAAAGGCAACGGGCUCCAAGUGCUUUAUCUGAUCAAUUAUACAAUUAUGAACCAAUGCCAACAAUUUAUGAGGUAGAUGAGUAUGAUACAAUAUCAGUUGACUCAGCAACUUUUAAUGAAUCAUUUGACUCAGGAAGAAGGGACUCAGCAUUUUCUGUAUCAUAUGGUAGUGAUAGUGGUCAUAGUUCAAUAAGUACUGCUUCAUCUAAAUCAUCAAAUUUAGAUACAAAUUCUGAUUCAAAUUAUAAAUUAAAAAAUUUUAAAAAUAAUAAUAUUUCUAUAACUAAAACAUGCUCAUCUAUUAUUCAGUCAACAUCAUUUCCAAACGUUAUCCAGCAACCAAUAAUAUUUUAA